CCCAUUUCCAGUCCAAGGCCCGCUUCUUUGUGCCUGCAUGUUAAAACAACGUCCGAUAAUAACCCACAUCGCUGAUAAACUAUCAGUUUGUCGCAAGUGUUUGCCAUACAAACUCGUACACAUGUGAACAGGUCUCCACCUCAGCGAUGCCGCUUUAUCCUCCUGCUGUCCCAAUAUCUCCAUCGAGGUGACCUCGCCAUGUCCUCAGACGCCGAACGGCAGUUCUUGUGUCCCCGCCUUAUAGACUACCUGGCUAUAGUGGGGGCACGACCAAGCAAUAAUGUGAGGCAGAGCGCCAGUCCCCCCAUCCAAGCCCCCGAGCUCCUUCGCCGCUACCCAGUCCAGGACCACAAGGACUUCCCCAUGCCCCUCGACAUGGUGUACUUCUGCCAACCCGAAGGCUGCUCCUCCGUCGGUCCUCGCCGGACCGCUCUCAGAGAAGCCUCCUCUUUCGUGUUUACUCUCACUGAUAAAGAUUCGGGAAAAACGCGCUACGGGAUCUGCGUGAACUUCUAUCGACCGGUGGAGAAAGUCUCCGGGGGCAUGGGAGUGGGAGGGCGGCGGGCGAGCACCAACUUGCGACGAGACUCAUGGAGGAAGAGCAUGGAGAAGAGCUCCGAUUCGGCCUUCUCAAGUGAUUAUAGGAGCAGUAACGUGGGACCCAGUGACUCGGAGCGUGACUGUCCGAGCCGGAGGGACUCGGAGACGACGGGGCCAGGGACCAUCCCGACGCCUCGACUGGGAGUGACGGCCCCUUCUAACGACUCGGAGAGCGGCGGGAGCCACUCGCCCUCCCCUAGAGCCAGUCGGAGGCGGCAGAGGGUCCGCAACCAUUCUCUAACCUCGUUAUGCCUUCUCUCCCACCACCCUUUCUUCUCCAUGUUCCGGGAGUGUUUGUUCAUCCUGAAGAAACUUAUAGACGCUUGUAACGAAUCGUCGAAUCCCCGGAGAGUGGGCGGCUCGAAGCAAGUGCCAAGGGAUAACGUGUGGAGCGUGCUAAGCGGCCAGUCGAAUGAAGGGGCCUCGUCGAUUGUGUUGCACGACGUGAGGGAAAUCGAGACCUGGAUACUGAGAUUACUCUCGGCUCCCGUCCCAAUUCCCGGGAAAACGAAGGUGGAGGUCGACGUGUUGUCGCCGAGCGUAUACGAACCGCUGAUAUUCGCAUUACCUAGCCAUACUCGGUUCAGCCUUGUAGAUUUUCCAUUACAUUUGCCUUUAGAACUUUUAGGAGUGGAAACCUGUCUCAAAGUUCUAACAAUAAUACUGCUGGAGAACAAAGUUGUUUUCCAGUCGAGAGAUUACAAUGCUCUUUGUAUGUCUGUGAUGGCCUUCGUGACUAUGAUUUACCCUUUAGAAUACAUGUUUCCGGUGAUACCGUUGCUACCGACUUGCAUGAGCUGCGCCGAACAGCUUCUCCUUGCACCCACGCCGUACGUAAUCGGACUUCCAGCCAGUUUCUUGAUGUAUAAAAAGAACUUCAAGCUCCCGGACGACGUCUGGCUCGUCGAUCUAGACUCGAAUAAGCUUACCUCGUCGCAUGAAAUCCCCCCGCUGCCCGAACCCGAAGGCACCAUCUUGAAAAACCACCUCAAACAGGCAAUGCAACUUAUGGAUCAAGUUGGCACCGGAGCUUUGGGAAGUCUGUCGACUCCGAGUGCCUCCAGCAACCAAUUACAACCCUCGAGACGGGACAGCGUCUCGGGCCCCACACCCAACACUUUGAGUAUCUCGAGGCAGAAAUCUCCGGAACCGAGUCCCGCCCACUCCCCUAUUAUCUCCCCGAAGUUGUCCAUCACCCCACAAACACCGAUGCCUCCUCAAAGACCCGUGUCACCCACGCCACCCACCGGAUUCAACCCUUUCAUCUAUGGAAACGACGUGGAUUCGGUCGAUGUCGCCACGAGAGUGGCGAUGGUGAGGUUCUUCAACUCCCAGAACCUCCUGGCGAACUUUAGCGAACACACGAGAACUUUGAGGUUGUACCCGAGGCCUGUGGUGGCGUUCCAAAUUAAUAGUUUUCUGCGGUCGCGACCCCGAACCACCCAGUUUUUGAACCGGUUCGCCAGAACCCAAGCAGUGGAAUUUUUAGCAGAGUGGUCUCUAACUCCGACGAACGUCGCUUUUCAAAGGGUUCACACGGGAAUUCUAGACCCGGCCCAAAUCGGGGACAAACCUAAAUGGUAUUUACACACUUUAGAACCCAUCAAAUUUAGCGUCUGGGAUGACGGGAGCUCUCUCAAUGGGGCUUUGAGGAGUUUGCAGACCCAAGAAAACCAACCGACUGACGAAAGCGGCUCAGAUUCCGAAGGAGCCGAAAGUACAAGUUCAAGCUACUCCUCCUUGAGCGACUUUGUGUCUGAAAUGGUCUCUUCAGAUUUAUCCCCAGGUUGCUCUUCAUACCAAGACCAAAGAAAAGCGUCGGCUCAAAACAUGUCUUUGUCGUCGAAUCUUGACGUGGACACUGUGUAUAGACCACCCUCGGAGUUACAAUACCCUGAUGGCGAAAUCCCCGCUGAUCGCACAGAGUCGCCACAAUCAUCUUCCAGUAGCGAGUCAGACCUCAGCUCCCCUUCGUUCAACAGAGACUCAGAACUGGAAUUCGGUAACCGCCAAAAGACUGAACAAGUGCAUGAAAAGACUGAUAAAGAGGAGACCGAAAGCUUCGAGAACGAAUCCGACUCGAACUCCACCACGACGCCGAAGACCAUAAUGAGCUCCAACACGAUUAAACCCGAGUCCCCUAAUAGCACGAUCAGCGAAGAAAGGCCUACCACCCCGAGGAAGACACGUCAAGGACGGUCAAUCACCCCGGUACCACCUGUGACCCCCAUUCUUCAGAAGCAGCCCAGUAUCGGGAACGUACUAGCACGGACUUCAAGUUUUGGCUCAUCCGGAAGUGGUAGUCCGGUACCACCAUCAUCGGCAAGUAGUGGUAGCGGAGUUCAAAGACAAAGUUCUCAGGGAUCACUUUUUGAACAGUUUGCGUCUCAAGCUAAAGAAUUGAUGAAAGAAACAACGCGCCAGAGCAGCCAGGACGGGUUGUUGGCCCAAAUGGACAAGUUCAAGAUACAAGCCAAAGAAAAACUGACCGAAGCUGAAGAAAGCCACAUUUUUGCACCCUUCGACAAGUUGACGACGCAUGCGAAGAAAGCGGCUGAAGAAGCGUCGAAAAGUGUGCAGGAAGCAAGUAAGAGUGCGCUAGAAGCUAGUAAAACGGCUACGGCUGUUAGUAAAAAUACUCUUGAAGAUUUGACGUACGUGGGGAAAUCGACGCUUGGGGAUUUAACCAAGAGCGCGAAGGAAGUGGUGACGAAGAAAGGGUUGUUGAGGGCUGACUCUUUCUCAAAAGGAUCUGAAUCGCGCAGAGAGUCAACGAGUAGCUCUACGUCUUUAGUAGCCACUUCUAGUGUGAUAUCUGGGGCCAGUCGCGACUUCUUUUCUAACAUUAGCUCAGAUUUGAACGGAAUUGCCGCUAGUACUACUAGCAUGUUCUCGGAUUUGUUUGGAAGCAAAAAGGAACACCCGAAAACCGGUGAAAGUCCGCAUGUUCCGCAAAAACCCAAAGACACGAAGAGUGGUAUGUUUGGACCCUUCCCCCGAGGUCCCAGAGGUUUGGUCGAAAAGAGCCCCCUCAUAAAACACGCCCCGAGGAGACAAGAUGACAUUCAAAGAAAGCAAUCGGUUGACAGAUCGGCCACCAAUAGCGAAAAUCAGGCGUUUUUGAAGGACGUGGUCAAUCAAGUCUUGGAAGGGGAAGGCGUCGGUUGGCUCAAACUCAAUAGGUUGAAGAAGCUAAUGGAAGACGAAUCCUAUCGGAAUUUCGUCUUAAGCAAGCUUAAUAAAACUCUGGAUAAGAAAAUAGCCCCAGAUGACCACAUCGACGACGUUUGCGUACCCAAACCCGUUUGGAAGGGAAUGUUGAAGGUGCUCCAAGCCGUGGUUCACGGUUUGGAGGUGACUUAUAGUAACUACGGCCUCGGAGGGAUGGCGUCUGCUUUCCAGCUACACGAAAUUGCUCACACUCAUUACUGGACUAAAGAACUGAUCGAAGGUUCCACCGAUUUUACUCAAAGCUCUAGUCCUCGCUCUCCUCAAAGCCCCCGCUCUUCUCUCCAACUCGAGUGGGACGCUUCUCGCAAAUCCUCCCAAGCCGAAGCCCCUGAAGUCCGUUUGAUCCAAGGCGACGAAUCCGAAGCCGACGGCCAACAGUCCACCGCGGACAUGUUCAAAGACAUGCUCACCCAAAAGAAAAACAUGCUUUUGUCCAAACUUACCUCGUUCGACUCCGAUGCUGAAGGGACAAUACAAGGGUCCGGGGGUACCAUUUCUCCUUCCGGAGGUUCGAUAACCACUGGUCCCGCUUGCGGUUUGAAUAGAGGUGGAGGUCAGUCUUCGUUCAGAUCGACGGUGUCCGAUACGGAGGUCGAAACCUUGCAGUUCCCUAAACUACCCAAGCAACGAACGGCGAGCGUGUGGUCGAGUAAGUCGUCGUUGAGCACCGGGUUCAGGUACCACGGAGGCCACAUGGUGAACACCGUGACGUCGCCGUCGCCGGACGCCGUCAGGACCUACCUCUUCGAGGGUUUGUUAGGGAAGGACCGGUCGUCGCUUUGGGACCAGAUGCAGUUCUGGGAGGACGCGUUCCUGGAUGCGGUGUCGCAAGAACGGGAUAUGAUAGGGAUGGACCAGGGUCCUCGCGAGAUGAUGGAGCGCUACAAAGCUCUGAGCGACACCGAACGCAAGCGGCUCGAACACGAAGAGGACAAACUCUUGGCGACCAUGUUGUAUAACCUGACCGCGAUUCUGGUGAUGCUCAACUGUAACAAAGCCGAAGUGAAACGGAAGAUCAGGCGUCUGCUCGGUAAAAGCCAUAUCGGUUUGGUGUAUAGCCAAGAGGUGAACUCUUUACUGGACCAAAUCAAUAACUUGCACGGUAACGAUAUUGAUUUAAAACCUUUGGGAUCCCGGCUUUUACACCGUCAGAGUUUUACUGUCCAUCAAGGAGUUGAUGGCGGAGGAGAAUUACGGUUUAUGGAAGUUCGUGAUGAUGGCCUGGUAUUGCGAUCGGUAUCCGGGGUCAUAGUGGAGCGGUGGUGGUUCGAGCGAUUGGUAAACAUGACAUAUAGCCCGAAAAAUAAAGUGUUGUGUUUGUGGAGGAGGAACGGACAGCAGACCCAACUUCAUAAAUACUACACGAAGAAGUGCAAACAACUUUAUUAUUGCAUCAAGGAGGCGAUGGAGCGGGGAGGAGUGGCAGGGACUGCCCCCGAGUUAGGAGGCGAGUUUCCGAUUCAAGAUAUGAGCACCGGCGAGGGGGGGUUGUUACAGGUUUGCAUGGAAGGGGUGGGAUUGCUCUUCGCCAACAGCAAGUUUUUCGUACGGAUAGAUCACAUCAGGAAGUGCUUCACGCAGAAGGGCGGAAUCUUCGUCAUCGAGGAGUUCAAUCCCAAAACGCGCCAAGUCAUCCAGCGAAAGUACAAGUCUCCAAUGGCCGACCAGAUCUGCUACUCCGUGCUGUGCGUCUUCUCGUACGUGGCCGCCGGCUCCGAGCGGCGCGCCGCCGCCUCCAAGGCCGCCACCCCGCGCGCGUCGCUCGCGCCCCUCAGCUGCAUGCGCGCCCCCGCCUCGCCGCAGGAGCCCGAGGCGCGCCUCGAGCCGCCCAGCCCCGAGCCGGGCAGCGUCACCCCCACGGGCGGGCCGCCGACGUACCCGCCGCCCGCGCUGCCGCCCGGCGUGCCGCCGCCCGCGCCGCCGCCGGGCCUCCGCGGCUUCGCGGUGCCGGCGCAGCUGCCGGCGCGCCCGCCCCCGGUGCCCAGCCGCAGCCUGCUCCCGAGGCAGCCGUCGUCGCCGCAGCCGCCGCCCCGCCCGAAGUGACGCCAUGGGAGGUACUCCCUGCCCUUCAUCUACGGGGAGGAGGCCUGCAUCCUGCCCUCGUGCCUGCCCUGGGCCUAGCCAUAUCAGCGUUUU
Molecule: messenger RNA, 5967 nt
Organism: Zophobas morio
Lineage: Eukaryota; Metazoa; Arthropoda; Insecta; Coleoptera; Tenebrionidae
Gene: Rab3-GEF
Product: MAP kinase-activating death domain protein
Exons: 22
Coding region: 199-5874 (1891 amino acids)
Biological process (GO): regulation of Rab protein signal transduction; regulation of apoptotic process
Cellular component (GO): cytosol
Molecular function (GO): guanyl-nucleotide exchange factor activity
Source: RefSeq, a predicted model, not a curated record